This is a messenger RNA of Ostreococcus tauri, 2490 nucleotides long. Its product is annotated as WD40 repeat. Gene Ontology annotation, molecular function: protein binding. The transcript has 2 exons. NCBI's taxonomy places the organism in Eukaryota, Viridiplantae, Chlorophyta, Mamiellophyceae, Mamiellales, Bathycoccaceae. The coding region runs from base 1 to 2490 and encodes 829 amino acids. The record is from RefSeq and is a predicted model, not a curated record.
AUGGCUCAGGGGUCGACAAAGAAAAAGAUGUCGCCCAUCUCGAAAGAUUUCGCCGCGCUUCGCCUGGACGUCGGCGCGAGCGAGCGCGCGGUGAAAACGGCGUAUAAAACGCUCGCUCGAGAGCUGCACCCGGAUAAAUCUGGAGGCGAUUCGAAGGCUUUCGUGCGGGUGCAGCGGGCGUACGAGCGAUUGAUGGCAAAAUAUGACAGAGAUAAAAACGCUUUGCGGGCGAUGGGGACGAGCGAUGCGGUCUCGAGGCGCGACGCGGGCGGGAGCGAGACCACGCUGGAGAUCGGACGAGGCGAAGACGCGAGCGCGGUGGCGAUGGGAGGCGAUUUAAAAGCGCUCGGUGAUGAACGUUUCGAAGCUGGCGAUCACGAGCGCGCGUUGGAGUAUUACGACGCGGCGGUGGCGUACGCGAGAGUGGAAGAAUCGAGCGCGUACGCCGAGCUGUAUCACGCGCGCGCUCGAGCGCGCAUCGCGCUCGAGCGUUGGACCGAUGCGAUCGACGAUACCGAUCGCGUCAUAGCGGCGCGACCGCUCUGGGGACCGUCGUACGCACUCAAGGGCCGGGCGCUGGAGGGGCUCGGCGCGUGGUCUCGCGCCGCCGAGCUGUAUCGAGAGCAAUCAGAGCGAGCGAUGAGAGGGAAUGCGGACGACGAUGCGAGCCACGACCUCGAGCGAGAAUUUGCGGACGGUCUACGUCGUGUCGAGGAAGCGAUGGCGAGGCAAGAUCGAAUGGCUUCUGUUCUGGCGCAUCGAGGACGGGUCGUCGCGUUGGCCAUGGCACCGCCUUCGCGUCUGGACGCGGAGAGAGACGUCACGAUUCCUGCGAACGCAUACGUGGCGACGAUAGGUGAGGAUAACUAUUUAAAAGUAUUCAGCGUACCGCAUGGCGAGUGUGUGCGCUCGGUGAAGCUCCCGGUGAGAGUGACGAGCUUGAAAUGGUCACCAGAGGGCGACGGUUCGCUCGUCGUCAUCGGCCAAGCCGGUUUUGUGGGGAUUUGGCGAUUUCAUCUCUCGCUCGAUGGAAAACCAGAGGCAAAGACGACUGAUUCGAUAGAACUCGUUGGACUUCCCGAGUCAGUCGACGUCACGGCGGUUGAUUUCGAUCGGACGGGUGAGUUUAUUGCCGUCGGCGCGAGCGAUGGGUCGCUGUGCGUGUGGGACGCGACGCACGCCACGUUAGACCUCGCCGUCCCCGCCGGUCUGAACGCACACAAGCGUGGAAUCACAAGUUUGGCGUUUCAUCCCGUCCGCGGUCGAAAUCAGCUCACCACGGGAUCGCUCGACGGAGACGGCCGCGUUUGGGAUCUCGUCGCUGAGGCGACGGAGACCGCGGGUGAGUGUCUCCACACGCUUCGAUGGAAGGGUUCUGGCGCCGUCAUCGACGUCAACUACCUCUCGUGCGGACGGCUCAUAGUGACAUCGACUUCAUCCAGCGCGUCCGCAUCCGCAAUCAUGUCGACGAACAGAAUGCUCGUGUGGAGCUCGGUGAGCGGGCGUCUAUGCAAGUGGUACGACGCGCACUCGAGUCGAAUCACCGCCUUCUCUUGGCAUCCGCAUCCUGGAUCGCGAAACAUCGCGGUGACGGGAUGUGACGACGGCGUGUUGCGCGUGUGGUCCAUCAGGGCGUCUCCGAGCGGGGCGGGGAAGACGAUUCUCGCGAAUGGUGAUUACGCUGGAUCGCUCGGCGAAUCGCGAGGAGUUGACGUCAAGCGCUCGGGCGCGCCUCUCGCCGUCGCACACUCUCCCAUGGGCGGUCUCAUAGCCGUUUCCACGAGAGAUGGUCACUUACGUAUUCACGACAGCGAUACGCUCGAGGCGACAUCCUGCUGGCGCGCGAGUGAAUCCAACGCAGUGACGCACGUCGGUUGGAGUCCGUUACCGAUGUCGCUCGACGCGAGCGAGCGCUUGACGGCUACGUCGCCGUGGAUGGUCGUCACAGGUGGAGAGGACGGACAGAUGAACGUGUGGAAAGUCGCCCGAGGCGGUGAGGAGGAUUCGUACUCAGACGAUUUCGGUGAUGAAAACGCUUUGAUGAAGCGCGAGAAGAGCGCGCUCGAGUCUGCGCCGGCUGGCGUGUUCACCGCCCGCGACGUCAAGACGUGGUGGGACGACGGCGAGUGCGCGAGCGAGGUGACGCCUCGUGAAGACGCUUUUGGGUUAUAUUUGGGUCCAUCACCAGAAGAUAAACCGAUUCACAAGGCGCUGUCGAUCGGUGAGGCUCCCGAACAGCUAUACAAUCCUAACCGACUAAGCUCAAAGUAUUUGAGUCUAUCGCUGAGAGACGGCGAGUCGGCUUCCGUCGAGGCCUUCAACGCGAAUGAGGAGAAAAUUCGGCAGCUCCAGAGUGAGCGCGCGGCGUUCAUGAGUGAUGAGACGAAAUCAUCGGUCGAUAAGCGGGCGUACAGCGCACGAUUCGCGACAGAUUUAAAGCCUCUGCAAGAGGCCCGAACGCGCCUGUACGCCGCUCUGCAAUCGCAGUAA